UGACGUCAAUUGUGAGAUGCAACCUCAGGACCAAUAGGGUAGGCACAACCAAGAGACACAGACUAUAGACUACCAAUAUCCUCAGCAUAGCGACAGCCCAAGGCUGUGCGCUCCUCCCGUGAGAAAGAGAUGAAAACAACAUUAAUAUCAGUUAAUACAACAACGGGCAAAGACGUGCUUUGAAGGGAUAAGGUGGCGGAGAUUCGUUUCGUUCCGCCUCUGUGAGCGUGCCUCUCUCUCUUUUUCUCUCCCUUUCUCUGCGACUCCAUCUUCCUUCCAAGAGGUUGUCACGGAAUGCACAGGGGUUUCUUUGAAAGACCGUCAUUUCGCCACUUGAUGGGAGUGACAUGGAGGCUCGCGCGGCAGCUCUGCAAUGAUUCACUCUCAUGCCGCAACAAUGAGUAACCAACUCUACAACACCUCUUCAUUGAUCUUCACUGUUGAAGAGAGUAGGAACGACUCUCCCACCCUCACGACGGAGCUGCGGCCGGUCGCUGUCAACCCCUGGGACGUUGUCGUGUGUGUGGCAGGGACGCUGGUGUCCUUCGAGAAUGCGGUAGUGAUCGCCUUAAUAGUUUACACACCCACGCUGCGAGCGCCUAUGUUCGUGCUCAUCGGUAGUCUGGCAUUCGCAGACAUGCUCGCGGGCUUGGGGCUCAUCCUGAAUUUCGUAGUCACCUACAUGCUGGACACGGGGCUGGUGACGCUUCUGUCCGCCGGACUGCUCAUCACCGCGUUCUCUGCCUCCGUGCUCAACAUCUUGGCCAUCACCGUGGACCGGUAUCUGUCGCUCUACAACGCGCUCACCUAUCACACGGAGCGCACAGUGACUUUCACCUACGUCACGCUGAUUCUCAUCUGGCUGACUAGCGCCGCUCUGGGUUCGCUGCCGAUCUUUGGAUGGAACUGCCUGGAUGAUGAGGCGAAUUGCAGCAUCUGCCGGCCCAUCAACAAAAACAACGCCGCCGCGUUGGCGGUGUCUUUCCUUCUCGUCUUCGCGCUCAUCCUGCAACUGUACCUGCAGAUCUGUAAGAUCGCGUUCCGGCACGCACAACAAAUAGCGGUGCAGCACUUUAUGACUACCUCUCACGCGUCCUCCACCACCAAAGGGGUAUCCACUCUCUCCAUCAUCCUCGGGACGUUUGCACUCUGUUGGGUCCCUUUCGCCAUGUACUCCCUGGUGGCAGACAGCAGGUAUCCUGCCAUGUACGCGUAUCUCACCGCGCUCCCUGCCAUUUGCCACUCCUUCAUCAACCCUAUUAUAUACGCAUUCAGAAACCCAGACAUCCAACGGUCUUUGAGACUCGCCUGUUGUGGAUGCCUGCCCCAUAGUUUCACCAUGCGCCCAAGGACACCAAGUGAUGUGUAGAUAUCUAACCUGUUCUAAAACACACACACACACACACACACACACACACACACACACACACACACACACACACCCUUCAAUGAUCCAUGUAUUGGAACUGGAAACGAGAAUGCAUAGGUCUGGUUAUUAUUCCAACUGCAUUUUAUGGUUAAUAUUUAAUGUAUUUAUGUAUCAGAGUCACCUUUUAGUUUUGUACAUUUGCAUACUUUCCAUUGUGCACCAUACAGGAACUGGGAGUUUACUUAGGAAAUAUUACUUGAUUUUAAUGUGCGCUGUCUUCUCGGGGCCCAAGGUUUGUGAAGAAUGUAAUGUAGACCCCCAUUGUUGGUGUAGUUGGUGGUCAGUACACAUAUCACUGUGAAUGGAGCUGCACAUCAACUUGCUUCUCUCAUCACACAUAGAUAUUUAAGACUAUCUUCCACAGAUGAUGGUGAUUUUAUUAUAUAGGUGUAUUAUAUAGGCGAUAAUUCAAAAGAUGAUUGUGUGUGUCUCUCCACACAGCUAUUAGUGGAUAAAGAUAUUGUAGGAUAAAAUGGCCUUUUCAUGGGAAAAGUAGAAGGAAAAAAAAUAUGAAUAAUAAGCACUCUCUUGAUCAUAUCUUUAGAUAAAUCACAACCUCAGACUAUUAGUGGUGAACUAAGACCUAGCCUAAGAAAUCUUUAAGUACCAUGGACAGCGGAUUGCAUACAGUUACCACUCAAGGCCUGUGUUGGAUGCUGAGUAUUCCCCUCACACUGAGGAUAGCUGGUGAGAAACUAUCAAGGAAAUGCCAGAUGCAGCAGUCCUGAUCAAUAAUUCAUAGUUAAGGGGGAAACAGCUCAUUCGCAGCCGACUAAAACAGCUUAAAACAUAGUCAGGCAGUGUCACCAAAUGCAUUUUUUACAAGUUUUACACAAUUAUUGGCGAUCAUACCAUUCUCUGGUGGAACAGUUGCAGUGCUUCACACAAACACUGGCAAAGAUAACGUGUGCACUUUUUCUGUAUAUUCAACUAAGUUGUACAUCUAAAUUUAGGAGUAUAAAAACUAUCACAUAUUGGCCUUUUAACAGUACAUGUUAGGCAGGCCUGGCAAUCAUUGAAUCAUCAUCGCCCAGUUUUGCCCUGUAUUGCAAGAUGCAUUGCAAAAUGUUUUCUUGAGCCUAUUUUGAACUGAUGGAUUUUAAAAAAAACUGAUGGAUUUUAAAAAAAAACUGAUGGAUAUUCAAUUUAGAUUACUUGUAUUUGUAAAAACGUACAAUAGCACUAUCUUAUAAGGAAGUUUCUUUGAGGAUGACCUCAACAGAGCUAUGAUUUCUAAAAUAUAAUUUUGGUUGUUUGUACCUAUUUGUAGCAUAGUUUUAUACUGUCUUUAUAUUUUUAUGGAUAACUGAAUGACACUUAUGCACAGAACCAAUGGCCACAUGGUAAGAAUAUAAAAUGUCAAUACCUGGUCCAACACAAAACCAAACGGAAUGUUUUGUUUUGCCUUAUCUACUGUCACUGGCAAUAAUAUACUGUGGAGCCUGUGUGUAACUGGUAUACUAAUCUUGAAAAGAUAAAUGUAAUCUUUGUCAAUAAUGUACUUUGAUGUUUAGAGCAACUGUUUCAAUGAAGAAGAUGUGCAGUUUUCUCGUGUCAAAAACAUUUUUUGGCAGUGAAUCUGAUAUACUUGAAGAUUUUGUAUUUUUUAUUUUUUAGGUACUCGUAUGCCUAACUAGCUAUGACUUAAAGCUCCAUUGUUCGCUUUGUAAUGGUGCAUCAUUGCAUACAUGUCUUAAUGAGCUUGACUUGUCAGAUUGUCUAUACACUACCACAUCGCCUAACAAGGAUGUGUCUGCUGAUAUGCUCUAUUCUGUCACUGUUUUGUCAUUAAUAUCCAGCCAUGCCCUUGACAGGUUAUGUGACAGUUUCAAGUGAAGUGUUGCCAUAACUUGUGCCAACCUAGCAACUCUUAACAUCAUCAUCUGCUUAAACUUAUACAUGGCAGGUACUCUUUUGGGUGACUUGUUAGCAAACCAACCAAUUUGGUAUCAAAAGGAUGCAAACCAUUCAGUGCAACAUCAGUGCAACAUCUAGAAAGGCUUAAAAAUAUCAUGGAUGUGUCACCUUUCUUUGUAUUUCACUUGAUAUUUAACCAAGGAACUUCAAUGUGUCUCACUGCAUUGAGCUCAAAGUGUAUGUACUGAAUGAUGUUUACAUAAAAAGAAAACUAGAUUGCAGGGUCAA
Messenger RNA from Alosa alosa (allis shad), 3574 nucleotides. RefSeq names its product G protein-coupled receptor 185 a (gene gpr185a). Lineage: Eukaryota; Metazoa; Chordata; Actinopteri; Clupeiformes; Clupeidae. Gene Ontology annotation, biological process: G protein-coupled receptor signaling pathway. The record is from RefSeq and is a predicted model, not a curated record. The coding region runs from base 374 to 1369 and encodes 331 amino acids. The transcript has 2 exons. Gene Ontology annotation, cellular component: membrane. Gene Ontology annotation, molecular function: G protein-coupled receptor activity.